GAAGUUACCAAACCCGAAGACGGAAACCAAACCACCCCAAUUCCGUCGGCCGCACGGACGGAACCCACCAAAUCGCAUCGUCUCGACCACCCUACCACCACCACUCCGCCGCCGACGCCGCGCCGCGCCGGGCCGCUGCCACCGCCUGCCUCUCGCUGUUCUCCGCAUGGCCGCCUCGUACUACGACCCGCCACAGCCCCACUCCUCCUCGUCCUCCUACCCUCCGCCGCCUCCCCCGCCGGGCACCUCCCCGUACGGCGCGUACCGCCACGCCUACCUGCCGGCGCCGCCGCUCCCCGCCGCUUACGGCGCCUACUACGACCGUGCGGAGCAGUUCCUCCCGCAGCGCGACGAGCUCCGCACCCUCUUCAUCGCCGGCCUCCCCAGUGAUGCCAAGCCACGCGAGGUCUACAACCUCUUCCGCGACUUCCCCGGAUACGUCUCCUCCCACCUCCGCUCCGGCAAAUCCUCCCAGGCGUAUGCUUUUGCUGUGUUUGCAGAUCAGCCAUCCGCAUUAGCUGCCAUGACUGCCACUAAUGGAAUGAUAUUUGACCUUGAGAAGAAUUGUUCUCUCCAUGUAGAUCUUGCAAAAUCCAAUUCAAGAUCCAAGCGCUUGAGAUCAGAUGAUGCUUCACCUUAUUCUUCUGAGAAAAAGAUUAGAAAACCAAGGGGAUUUCCUGAUUCAGGUGCUGGAAGCAAUAUUCACAUGUCUGGAAUGGGUAAUUCUUCACACAGCUUGAAUGGUUAUCCUUCAGCACAAAGUUACACAAACCUCGAGUCUAGUAGUGGUCACAGCAAGGACCCAUCCACAUUUGCCCCUCAGAAUAAUCCUCCAUGUCCAACACUCUUUGUUGCGAACCUUGGUCCAACUUGUUCUGAGCAAGAGCUAAUAGAUGUUUUCUCAAGUUGUGCGGGAUUUGUGAAGCUAAAGAUGCAAAAGAAGCUUGGAGCUCCAGUUGCAUUUGUUGAUUUCAAGGAUGUGAACAGUUCAACUGAAGCACUAAAUCGUCUCCAAGGAGUUAUCCUGUAUUCAUCACCUGGCGAGGGAAUACGUUUAGAAUAUGCCAAAUCACGGAUGGGCCUUCGUAAGGGUGACAAGCGCCCUUAAGUACAGCUGAAGGAUGGGCCUUCGAAAGCGCGAUAAGCACCCCAAAGUACAGCUGAAAGAUGAGGAAGCUGUUGUUUUUCAUACAGCACAAAGUGGCAGCUGAGCAUGAUCAAUGAUGUUCAUUCAUGACUGGUUGUGCUGACGCUGUCUAGUCCGAUGACAUAUUUAUUCAGCUAAUGUCUUGCCCAUGACGAUGUUAGGCUAUGGAGGUCUUUCAAAUGCAUGAACGAUGUAACUGGGUUUGGUUGUAUCACUUAUUAUUGUCUAUACGUAUCAUUUGUUUCUCCGGAUCC
This is a messenger RNA of Phragmites australis (common reed), 1401 nucleotides long. RefSeq lists its product as uncharacterized. The transcript is spliced from 10 exons. Lineage: Eukaryota; Viridiplantae; Streptophyta; Magnoliopsida; Poales; Poaceae. The record is from RefSeq and is a predicted model, not a curated record. Gene Ontology annotation, molecular function: mRNA binding. The coding region runs from base 167 to 1108 and encodes 313 amino acids.